Magallana angulata is the source of this 1319-nucleotide messenger RNA. RefSeq lists its product as uncharacterized. The transcript has 6 exons. Bases 164 to 847 code for a protein of 227 amino acids. The record is from RefSeq and is a predicted model, not a curated record. Lineage: Eukaryota; Metazoa; Mollusca; Bivalvia; Ostreida; Ostreidae.
GGGACUGUUCGUGUAGAUGAGCACUGGUCACAAGACUUUGUACACUUCAUGUACAUAUAGCUGCUUACAGAUCUAGUCGGAUAAGCUGUAUUCGAGGAUGUAGGACUGAAUUCAUUCCACAGAAGACAUAAUAGUACAUAGAAGACAAAUAACCUUGCUCAAGAUGAAAAUGAUCGUCAUAUUUGCUGUCGUGACCUCCUUGCCCUUUGCCUUUCCCAAAGAUAUUUGGUCGUGCUUUGACGCUAUUAUACCAUUUGGUGGAAUAAUCAAAGAGGUGCCACCCGAUUCGCCGGUGAUCGUCAAGUUCACUGGCAGGGCGAAUAAAGCAUGCCACAUGUUUUCUGCGAUUUGCGAAGAUGCACUUCCAGAAAACUGUGAGGUCUGCGCCACCGUAGUAGGUAUUAAAGAAAAAGAUUGCUCGGUUCAACUUGAGUUCCUACAACUCUUGGGUGUUUCGCUUCCGAAGACAGUUCGUACCGAAAAAUGCUUGGAGAGGGAUAUUGAGCCAUACUGCUCAACAUUCUCUCUUGGAAUGAUAAUAAAGAAAACAGACAAUUCCCUGACUAGCGCUAGUUUUGAGAUCCUUCUUACAGCGAAAAUUUCCGCCGAAACAAACUGGGGAGCCAUAGCCGGUGUGAUCGUAGGAUUAAUAGUGAUAGUGACUGUCGUUAUAUCGAUCAUUGUCUAUUUUGUCGCCUGUAGGAAACACAGGGCUGGGAACCAAAGGCAGAGUCCAGCUGGGAGCACAGCCCCGUUGACACAUUUGAGCAGCCCAAGCUACCAAAUGGACGAAAGCUAUACCAUCCAGACCUCGAAAGGAAACAAUAACACAAAACCGCCAAAUUGACGAUCCUCCAGGAAUCCAAACCCUAGCAAGGAUGAAUAUACUUGAAAUGACGGUCACUACAUGUACCACAAUGAAUUUGUAUCAUAUAUUUAUAAAGCUUGAAAUGGAUUCUUGCAUGUUCAGGAAUAUGUUCUAUGCAUUCUAUGUAUCCUCUGCUUCACUGCCAACAAUAUAUUUACAGCAAUGAAAAAAGUAAUAGAACAAAUUACAACAAGGAAAAAUGAAUAUCUUUUGUAAAUACGUAAGUAUAAUGUUUUGGUCAUUGUCAAUACAUUUGGUCUGUAUAUUAUUUCUAACUUUAAAAUUUGAUGCAUGGAGUUUGAUCUUAGACAUUCACUCGUCAAUAGUCUUGCAAAUAUCUUGUAUUAUUAUAUUAAUUGUACAUAUAUAUUGUUCAAGUUUACUUUGUUCAAAACACAUUUUCUUUGUUUAAUAUCACGACUCUAUUUAUUGCAUAAAAUUCGAUAUGCCA